AUGCCGCUUUACGAGGGUCUCGGCAGCGGCGGGGAAAAAACCGCCGUGGUGAUCGAUCUGGGUGCGGCCUUCACCAAAUGUGGCUUUGCAGGAGAAACAGGACCUAGAUGUGUCAUACCUAGUGAAGUAAAGAAACCUGGUGUUUCAAAGCCGAUCAGAGUUGUUCAAUAUAACAUUAAUACAGAAGAAUUGUAUUCAUACUUGAAGGAAUUCAUUCACAUGCUUUAUUUCAGGCAUUUGCUGGUAAACCCCCGAGACCGUCGGGUUGUGAUUGUGGAAUCUGUAUUGUGCCCUUCUCAUUUCAGAGAGACGCUCACAAAAGUUCUAUUCAAGUAUUUUGAGGUUCCUUCAGUGUUGUUUGCACCAAGUCAUCUGAUGGCUCUUCUAACACUUGGAAUUAAUUCUGCAAUGGUUUUGGAUUGUGGUUAUACAGAAAGCCUGGUGUUACCUAUUUAUGAAGGAAUUCCUGUACUCAGUUGCUGGGGCGCUCUUCCUUUGGGAGGAAAAGCCAUUCACAAAGAACUAGAGUACCAGUUGCUGGAGCAAAGUACAGUAGAUACAGGAGCUACCAAAGGACAAAGCCUUACCUCAGUGAUGGGUUCUAUUCCAGAAGACAUUGUAGAAGACAUAAAGGUUCGCACUUGUUUUGUGAGUGACCUCCAGCGGGGACUGAAAAUUCAGGCAGCAAAGUUUGAUAUGGAUGAUAGCUCUGAGCGUCCAACUCCACCACCAGAUGUAGACUAUCCACUGGAUGGAGAGAAGAUUUUGCAUAUCAAUGGAUCGAUCAGAGAUUCUGUUGUCGAAGUACUCUUUGUACAGGACAAUGAAGAGAAAUCUGUGGCUACUUUAAUAUUGGACUCUCUUAUGGAGUGCCCAAUAGAUACUAGGAAGCAGCUGGCUGAGAACUUGAUAAUAAUUGGGGGUACAGCUAUGUUACCAGGAUUCCUGCACCGAUUAAUGGCCGAAAUACGGUACCUGGUGGAGAAGCCAAAGUACAAGGAGAUUCUGGCCUCAAAGACCUUCCGAGUACAUGUGCCACCAGCCAAGCCAAAUUGUGUGGCAUGGUUAGGAGGAGCCAUUUUCGGAGCCCUUCAGGACAUUCUUGGCAGUCGUUCAGUAUCAAAGGAAUAUUACAACCAGACAGGACGCAUCCCUGAUUGGUGCUGCCUCAAUAACCCUCCUUUGGAAAUGAUGUUUGAUGUAGGAAAAACACCUCCACCAUUGAUGAAAAGGGCUUUCUCUACAGAGAAAUAACAGUUGUGUUCACACUGUGGCGCUGCCUUCUUCCCUUAUCUGCCUGAAGUUGGACUGUUAUGGAGCUCAGUGGAACACUGGAUAAAUCUGCAAGUUAAAUUCUGGAGUACUGGCCACAAUUUUGGCUGAUUAUGUUCCUUUCUGUCAGUUACAUUGGCUUAGGAUGAUGUCUCAGUGAUGUUUGUUUAUAAUAUAUCCAAGGAACAUCAACAUAAAUGCUCAAGCCUUUACUGUUAUUUAAAGUAUAUACUGUAGAUACCUUUUUUAAAGCUGACUUGCUUGGCAUCUGAUGCUGCACAUACGAGUUCUUCCACCAAGUGUAAUGCUGUAUUUAAUUUGAAAUUUGUUGCCUAUUUAAAUAUGUCUGUAACAGUUUGAGAGUUUUCUUGGGAAUUUAGUGAACAAUCCUGACCUUUGCUUUUGUUAAGGUAAGGAAUGGUAAGUAAGGGCCGUCUUGAUGAUUAUCAACACCCAAUAUAAAUUAGAAUUUGUAGUAUACAACAUUAGGAGAGCCACAAUUCCUAGUAUCCCUCAGUGUUGUCUGGGGCUUCUGGGAAUAAAUGUUCACUGACAU
Messenger RNA from Notechis scutatus (mainland tiger snake), 1828 nucleotides. It is a transcript of the gene ACTR10, whose product is annotated as actin related protein 10. The record is from RefSeq and is a predicted model, not a curated record. Lineage: Eukaryota; Metazoa; Chordata; Lepidosauria; Squamata; Elapidae.